This is a messenger RNA of Tripterygium wilfordii, 1684 nucleotides long. Its product is annotated as ribonuclease 1-like. The record is from RefSeq and is a predicted model, not a curated record. Lineage: Eukaryota; Viridiplantae; Streptophyta; Magnoliopsida; Celastrales; Celastraceae. Bases 969 to 1433 code for a protein of 154 amino acids. Gene Ontology annotation, biological process: RNA catabolic process. Gene Ontology annotation, molecular function: ribonuclease T2 activity; RNA binding. The transcript has 3 exons. Gene Ontology annotation, cellular component: extracellular region.
UGGCCUAAACUCGGACUGUUAGACCCGCUUGCAUAGAGGCUUCCCACCUUACUACAUAAUAAGUUGGGCCAAAACCCAUCGACUAGUUACAAGAGUAUUACUCCCAGUAGAAUCAAACUUAGUAGGUCUGAAUCUAUAUAAUUUGGCCAUUGAGAGAUUUACCACUAGAUUAGUGGUUCAUUUUAACUUACUUUCUUUCUUUGGUUCAUGUGAAUUAUAUCUUUUUAGAUGAGGACUAUUUGCACCCCUCACUUGACUAAGCACACUCCAUUCUAAAUAAACCUCAGCCUAAAAUAUAAUAUUUAUGAGUACACCCCAAUUUCAAUUUUUUUCUAAAUUUACCCGUCUACACCCCAUAAUUUCAGCCGUUGAAUCUUAUCAACGGCUGAGAUUAAAAAAAUAAAUAAAUAAAAAUAAAACCCUAACCUUACAACCCAUCCUCCGCCGCCGACAAAUUCCUUUCCACCUUCACCUUCCAAAGCCGGCCCCAUCCCUCAAGGCCUGCACUUUCCUCCCUAGGUUCUCCACAGAAGAUAGGCUGAUGGGCAUCAACAGAAACCAAAAGAGAAAUUCUUUGUAUCAACCCAUCAAAGGUCUCAAGCAUUUGUCAAUUUCAACCUGGUGAAGGGCCUCUUUUUUCUGUUCGAAGCUUUGAAACAAAACCAUAGUCCUCUUCACCUCUUUUAGCACAUAAAACAUCUCCUCUAGGACAUCUUUGGGUGGUUCUUGCUUAGAGAUUUCCUCAAGCUUUGCCUCUUCUUCAGAAUUGACAGUCUUGAUAACUGACAUGGCUGCUUCAACUUCUUCAAUGGAGGGUCUUGGAGGUAGUGUUUUGUAGAUACCCAUAAUUUCUUCCACUGUUUCUAUAAAAGCCAGUGAUGAGUGCCCUUGCUUUGAUAUUAUAGCCACGGCUAUGGUGGUUUUGGACCAAAAGGGGAAACUUCGAAGGGAAGAAGGAGAAAGAAGGGAUGGAGCGUCAAUUACCACAAAAAUUGAAAAAUAAAAUGGGAAUAAAAUGGCCAGAUGCUGUGCACUACAGAAAUAAAACAUGUAAUGAAGAAAACUGGGAAUAUCAGUGGGACAGGCAUGGAAAAUGCUUUGACGAACCCGAUCAACCCUGGUUUUUUUUCAAGUUUGUUUUGGAUCUUGCAGAGAGUGUUGACAUCCUUGGUAUCCUUUAUACAAAAGGACUGGUUCCCCAUGAAACUCGAAAAUAUCGUGCACUUGACAUUGGAAAAGCUAUAACUGAGUCCCUGGGAGUACAAGUUACAGUUUAUUGCAACAGAAAUUUUCGAGGUUACUCACAAUUUUACGAGGUUCGAAUAUGCUACCAUAAGAAUGUUACUCUCAUGCCAUGCCGAAUGGAUUUUUCCAAUUGCUUGAGAGUGCGAGAGAAUGUUACAGUGUGGCCUCCUCCUUUGCAAGCAACAUGAAUUGAUGAAAAUAACAUUUUUCUUCUUUUGUCCUUUUGGCCUCUUGUACAUUGUAAUAAGCUAUCUGUUCUGGGUCACGUUCGAAAGUUUAAUAAAACAGAGAUUGUUGUCAUAUGUUUAGCUUAUAGAGUGCAGUUUUGAACCAUGUUUUCUUUAGAUAAGUUGCGGAUUGUCAAUGUUUAUCAGUAAACAUCUCUGGUGUGUAUUCAGAGAUGAACAAAAAAGUUUUGGUUGCGAUAUGGUGAAGUUGA